CCACACUGUUUGUCCUCUCCAAGGCUUUCCCCCUCUGCUUUGCGAACAAUAACCUUUCCAUUUUCUGCAUCUCAUAACCUACUCUUUCCUCCAUCUGGGAUUUGGUCUACCUUUCUUUUCAACGUUUGGCAGAUGUGAACAUGGAUCGUAUCUGGGUUUAUUAAGAAGUCGUUGACGGGGUCUCUCUCGAAUAUGAGUUUCCCCGCAAGAGCUCUCACUUUGGCGGGGCAACUUUCCCGUGCACCUCGGCGCUCAGCCUGGUGAUGCUUUGCCUGGUGACCACUUUCCCUCUUCAUUCACUGAAAGGGGAAGUUUAAACACACACCGGCGGAUUUGGUCUCGCAUUCAAUAGCCUACACACGGUUUUAUAAAAAACAAAAAGGAGUAAAUUAAAAUGCAGAAGAGUGUCAGGUUUAAUGAGGGACACGCUCUGUUCCUCUCAGUCGUUGCGCGUAAGGAGGGUACCAAGCGCGGUUAUUUGAGCAAGAAGACCACGGAGAACAGCAGGUGGCACGAGAAGUUCUUUGCGCUGUACCAAAACGUGUUUUUUUACUUUGAAAACGAGCAGAGUGUACGCCCCGCCGGGAUUUACCUCUUGGAGGGCUGCACCUGUGAGAGCGUGCCUGUUCCGAAGGUCUCCACUGCGGGAAAGGAGACCCUCGACAAACAGCACUACUUCCUGAUCGUGUUUGGCCAUGAUGGACAGAAGCCUCUGGAGCUACGGACUGAGGAGGAGAAUGAAUGUGAUGAAUGGGUGGAGGCCAUCCAACAGGCCAGCUACUCUGACAUCAUCAUCGAGCGUGAGGUCUUGAUGCAAAAGUACAUCCACCUGGUCCAGAUUGUGGAGACAGAGAAGGUGGCAGCCAACCAACUACGUACUCAAUUGGAGGAUCAGGAUACAGAGAUAGAGAGGCUCAAAGGAGAGAUCGUUGCCCUGAACAAAACCAAUGAGAGAAUGUGGCCUUACCAUGUAAACCAAGAGGAUGAAGACCCAGACAUAAAAAAGAUUAAGAAGGUGCAAAGCUUUAUGCGUGGUUGGCUGUGCCGUAGGAAGUGGAAGCUGAUAGUUCAGGACUAUAUCUGUUCUCCCCAUGCUGAGAGCAUGAGGAAGAGGAACCAGAUCGUCUUUAACAUGGUGGAGGCUGAGACAGAGUAUGUCCACCAGCUGUCUAUCCUGGUUAACUGUUUCCUGAGACCUCUCCGCAUGGCCGCCAGCUCCAAGAAACCUCCAAUCAGUCACGAUGAUGUCAGCAGUGUGUUCCUCAACAGUGAGACCAUCAUGUUUCUACAUGAGAUAUUCCACCAAGGUCUCAAAGCCCGGAUAGCGAACUGGCCUACACUGGUAUUGGCGGACCUGUUUGACAUCCUGCUGCCUAUGCUGAACAUCUACCAGGAGUUUGUGAGGAACCACCAGUACAGCCUGCAAGUGCUGGCCAACUGCAAGCAGAACCGAGACUUCGAUAAGCUGCUGAAGCAGUAUGAGGCUAAUGCUGCCUGUGAGGGCAGGAUGCUGGAGACCUUCCUCACAUACCCCAUGUUCCAGAUUCCUCGUUACAUCAUCACCCUGCAUGAGCUGUUGGCGCACACUCCGCACGAACACGUAGAGCGCAAGAGCCUGGAGUUCGCCAAGUCCAAACUAGAGGAGCUGUCAAGGGUGAUGCAUGAUGAGGUGAGUGAUACAGAGAACAUCCGUAAGAACCUGGCCAUCGAGAGGAUGAUUGUAGAGGGAUGUGAUAUACUACUGGACACCAGUCAGACCUUCGUCAGACAGGGUUCUCUGAUUCAGCUGCCGUCAGUGGAGAGGGGGAAGCUCAGUAAGGUGCGUCUGGGCUCUCUGUCUCUGAAGAAGGAAGGAGAGAGACAGUGCUUCCUGUUUACAAAACACUUUCUGAUCUGCACACGCAGCUCAGGAGGCAAGCUGCACCUGCUCAAGCAAGGUGGAGUCCUAUCUCUGAUAGAAUGUACCCUCAUAGAAGAAACAGAGACCAGCGACGACGACUCGAAGUCCAGUGGUGGUCAGGUAUUCGGUCAGUUGGACUUUAAGCUGAUCAUCGAGCCGUCUGACUCACCCUCCUUCACUGUAGUCUUGUUGGCUCCCUCACGACAGGAGAAAGCUGCCUGGACCAGCGACAUCAGCCAGUGUAUCGAUAAUAUCCGCUGCAAUGGUUUGAUGACUAGUGUAUUCGAGGAGAACUCCAAAGUCACCGUGCCUCAUAUGAUUAAAUCUGAUAUGCGCCUCCAUAAAGAUGACGUUGACAUUUGCUUCAGCAAGACACUCAACUCCUGCAAGGUCCCACAGAUUCGCUACGCCAGCGUGGAGCGGCUACUGGAAAGGCUGACGGACUUGCGCUUCCUCUCCAUCGACUUCCUCAACACCUUCCUCCACACCUACCGUAUCUUCACUACUGCUGCCGUGGUCAUGGAUAAACUGGCUGACAUCUACAAGAAACCUUUCACCUCUAUACCUGUCAGGGUACAGUACCACUCAUUUGACCGCCUGUCCAUCACGUCCAUCUGUCCUGACUACAGCCUGAAGAUCAGGAAGAUAGCCCUGGAUCAGUCCAAGUCUUUGGAAUUGUUCUUUGCCACCAACCAGAACAACCGAAGUGGUGAUCACACCAAUGACAAGUCCCCCCGUCUCUGCCGCAAGUUCUCCGGUCCUCUCUCCAUCUCCUCCCGCACCUCCUCUCCUGUCCGCACACGCAAACUCUCUCUGCAUUCCCCCAUCAGUGCCAGGGUGGGGGGGCUGGACCUUACUAAUAUUAACUCUAUCCCCUCCUCCUUCUCUCAGUCCGCUGUCAGUAGUCCAUCCUCAGCCCAAACCCCUACAUUCCACACCCCCUCCCCCAGACCCCCACUACCACUUCCCCCUCCCACCUCUUCCUCGCCCCCUCCAGGUGGCAACAAGACCCCCAAGACCAGGCCCCCUCCCCCUCUACCUCUGUCCUACCCCGAACAGAGUCCCUCCCCCACUACAGAAGGGCAGGAGCUGCCUCGUGUUGACGUCUUCUGUGGAAAAAUGAGACGCAGCAUCCGCAGAGCUGUCUUGGAGUCUGUCUCAAUGGACAAGUUCAUCCCUGAGUCGCCUCAGAACAGCGAAUCAGGAGAAGUCUCUCCCUGCCGCUCCCCCUCCACCCCACGACACUUCCGCUACAGGCAGCCUGGAGUUCAAUCAGGGGAGAACUCUCGUUGUUCUGUUUCUCCUGCCUCAGCCUUUGCUAUUGCUACAGCUGCAGCAGGACAUGGCUCUCCCCCAGUGUUUAAUAACUCAGAGAGGACAUGUGAUAAGGAGUUUAUCAUCAGAAGAGCUGCUACUAACAGAGUCCUCAACGUACUUCGACACUGGGUCUCAAAACACUCCCAGGACUUUGAGAUGAACAGUGAGUUGAAGAUGGGAGUGAUCUGUCUACUAGAGGAGAUACUCAGAGAUCCAGACCUAUUGCCACAGGAGAGAAAAGCUACUGCUAAUAUACUAAGUACCCUUUCUCUGGAUGAGCAGGAAGCAGAUGCCCAGCUGAGGAUAGAAGACAUCCUUCAGAUGGUGGAGUGCCCUAGGUCAGAGUGUUUUGAGUCUCUGUCUGCCAUGGAGCUGGCUGAACAGAUCACACUACUGGACCACAUCGUCUUCAGGAGUAUCCCCUAUGAGGAGUUCCUGGGGCAGGGCUGGAUGAAGGUGGAUAAGUCUGAGAGGACUCCCUACAUCAUGAAGACCAGCCAGCACUUCAAUGAUAUGAGCAACCUGGUGGCGUCUCAAAUCAUGACCCAUACUGACGUGGGCUCCAGGGCCAACUCUAUUGAAAAAUGGGUGGCUGUGGCCGACAUCUGCCGCUGCCUCAACAACUACAAUGGAGUCUUAGAGAUCACCUCAGCUCUGAACCGCAGCGCCAUCUACAGGUUGAAGAAGACAUGGGCCAAAGUCUGCAAACAAACUAAAGCCCUGAUGGACAAGCUGCAGAAGACUGUGUCGUCUGAAGGGAGAUUCAAAAACCUGAGGGAAACCCUGAAAAAUUGUAACCCUCCCAGUGUGCCCUACCUGGGUAUGUACCUGACUGACCUAGCCUUUAUCGAGGAAGGAACACCUAACUUCACUGAGGAGGGCUUGGUCAACUUCUCCAAGAUGAGGAUGAUCUCCCACAUCAUCCGAGAGAUCCGCCAGUUCCAGCAGACACCCUACAGGAUAGAACACCAGCCUAAGGUGACUCAGUACCUGUUGGACAAGACUCUGAUCAUGGAUGAGGACACUCUCUAUGACCUCUCUCUUAAGAUAGAGCCCCGCCUACCGGCCUGAGGGACAGUCACUGCGAGCAACGGGACCCUGGCAACCCUGUCCCUCUAUGUGGGCAACACGCCUGCAUACCUGGGAUGAUGAACGACAAAGAGAGAGUGGAUUAUUGAAGAGACAGAGAGAAAAAGAGAGCGAGAGAGAGAGAGAGAGAAUUGAGAAGGAACGUAGGGAGAAAAUCCUUGUUGUUUUUAGACGAUGAUGGGGUGAUAUUUUGAAUGUGUUUUCUGCGAGGAAGGGUAAACAGGAAGUGAGGUGUCAUUGUGUGACCUCAUCAUCCCUCUCCCAGGGCGUGACAUCAUUGACGUGAAACAUGGUUCUUCUGCCAGCAGAUCAAAUCAGAGUUGGUGGAGAUUGAUCAAUCUUUGGGAAAAUCUCAAAUGGCACCCUGUUCCCCAUGUAGGACUGCACUAUUUAGGGAAUAGGUUGCCAUUGAGACACUUUUUUGUCUUUGAAAUUUUUUAAAAGGUGUAUCGUAAGGAGAUGAAAUGUAGCAUGUAUAGCUCUAAGAGUCUGGACUUGUGUAUGUUACGCUGUGCUUUACUGUGCCAUGUCCUUGAGCUGAAGCACCCAUGCUUUCACACCAAAUGGUGAUCACUUGACUUUGCAUGAUCCUAACUGGGGUUUUAGUGUUUAUUUGGCCUUGGUCCUGACCCCUGCAUGUUAACAUGCUUCACUCUCUUUGGUCUCUGAAGACUACACAACCACUAUGCAUCCCUAUCCACCAAUCAUAAAUCACUUUAUUAGGGGGGUAGAGUUUCAAACACACCUGCCGGAAUUAACUCAUACAUUACUACUACUACACAUACUAAAUGUAACGAUAGUGGUAAAUAGAAAAUCCUUUUAAGAUUCAGUCUGACUGUGGUAAUGAGAAACUAAGUGCUUCAAAAUGAAUUUCGAUUUAGAAACUGGACGGCAGGUACUGUAGCCAACUGGGUGGCAGGUAGCCUAGAGGUUAGUGCUUUGUGCCAGUAACUGAAAGGUCGCUUGUUAGAAUACCUUAGCCAACAAUCUGUUGAUGUUCCCUUGAGCAAGACACUUAACCCUAAUUUGCUCCAGGGGCGCCGUACUACUAUGGCUGACCUUGUAAAACAACACAUUUCACUGCACCGAACAGGUGUAUGUGACAAUAAAGUAAAUAAAUUAAAAAAGCUUAAUUUGUAAUAGUUUACCAUUUAUGUGCAUCGUGUUGUUGAAAUUGCUCUUCAUAAAUACUGAAAUAUUAAUCUACAAACUGGUGACCGGUAUCUGAAAGAAUACAGUACAAUCUGGUACUCCACAUUCAGGCAAACAUUUUGAUGUCUAAUAUCUUGUAAGCUCCACUAAUUCUGUGGUUUGUCCAUUUGAAUGAUGAGAAUUAGACGCUUCAAAUGUGCCUUUAUUAUUGUUUUUUUUCUGUAGGUAGAUUCUCAGUCCUCUAUAUAUUCUAACAACAAUACCAAUCAAUUCAGAUGAACAAGUCAUAUUUCCCCCUCUUAAAAUAUUUUGCUGUCAAGUUAGCAAAUUUCCAUCUGUGGCAUUCUUUGGUGAAGGUUGUAGGUCCCUAAUAAUAAUAAUGUAUCUGCUCAUUCAGAUGGUAUGGAAUCAUUGGGUAAACAUCAAUUGUUAUUCCUUCAUUCCUCAAAUCCUUAUCUCCUUCUCAAAGCACUUUGGAGCAAAAGAUCCUCCUCUCAGAAGGAGGCAAGGAGAAAUGACAAGAAUAGAAUUAUGUAGAACUACAUAUAAUUGAAUAGGAUCUCUUUGGGAUCAAGGAUAUACAAUUGAGAUUCAGCCGUAUAAAACUAUUGUACUGCCAUGGAGUGAGGGUGGUUAAAGAGAAGCGACUUUAUGUCCCUCUAGUGGCCCCAACAUUCCCAUGCUUUAUCUGACAACAACACUUGUAGCACGUUCAGCAGGGCCUGUUCACAGCUUUACAAUAACCACUCCUUAUGCAGUUUCAUGAGCAUGUGGUCCUGUUGCAGUUUGCUCCUAAUUGAAAAAUGAAAACCCAGCAAACAAAUGUUGGUUCCCAGAACGAUGUGGGAAAGUCAUUUUUCAAAUAACCAAAGGAGAACCUCAAGGGAACACUAUGGGGACAUUAUGAGCUAGCUGGGAAUCCUUUGUUGUCCUCACACAUUUAAUUUUGUCUUCAGCUUCAUUGGCUUUACAUGGUCACUUGAGUGUUCUAGUCUAGUCUGUAUGAGUCUGACAGUAGCUGUCUGCAUGAAGCGAUAGAGGUUGCUUUAGAGGUUACAUACAGUUAAUGCAGCUCUUGAGUUCCGAUCAUGGAAUUCCGAACUCAUCAGUACAUCUUUACUUGGAUUAAAAAAUAUAUAUUUUACAUUUUAGUCAUUUAGCAGAUGCUCUCAUCCAGAGCAACUUACAUUAGUGCAUUCAUCCCAUACAUCUUUUUUUCUCAAUAUAUUUAACUUAGAUGUACAUACAUUUACAUCUUUGUUAAAAUGCAUGUAAUGCCUUAACAUUUAUUCCAGAGAUGCAUGUACAUGCAUUUGCAUCUUUGUUAAAGUGCAUGUAAUGCCUGACAAUUCCAGAAAUGCAUGACUAUGACAUCUAGUCGACAGGGUGGCCAAGUUGUUCCUAAUUCGGCAUAUGACAUAGUUUGUCCCUUCAGAGGAUUCUUAAAUUACUCUUUACGUGUUGAUCAAUGGAGAAUUUGCCACCAAGCCAAAACUUUGGCACUAGCUAGGUUUCAAUCCAAUUGGCAACAGAUUUCCAUGUGAAUAUUAUAAAAUCGACGUAAAGAAAAUAUGUGCAUUUUCCCACCAAACAGACUUGUGGCGUAUAAAAAUCAGUGAAUGAUGACGUAGUGCACACAAAAUGUACUUUUUCGCUUAAGUUUACAUGUACCGAAUAAAAAUCUACAGUUCAACGUGUUUCCAUUGCAUUUUCAACUCUACCAAUAGUUUCCUCACAAAAGCUGUGUGCCUACUUUGGUCUUCGCACAUGCACUCUAGCCAACAGUUCGUAGCUACAGUGCGGGUAGGCUAGUCUACAUGAUGAGAUUAUUAUGGAUAAGAGAGAAAAUAUUUGUAUUUGUCAAACGGCAGUCAAGCAUCGAUCAUCAUGUCACCUGAAUCAGACCCUCAAUAUUUAUUGGAAAGGAACAUCAAGAUUACUGUCACCACCCUGUGAAGAUCAUCAUAAAUGAUUUCAUCUGUAGCCUUAUAAACUGCAUGCUUUCCGGAGUCGUAGUGGGAGGACCACACACCAUAUUAUUGCGUGACUCCAAGUUUACUUCAAUUUGAUUGUUAUUAUAUAUCAAUAUUUGCGCAUAAAGGCGGUUCCACUGCCAUGUCACGCAUAAUUAAUUUUACAGACACAAAAAUAUCCCACCAACGAACACAUUCUGUCGGCAUUUAUAAAACUGAACCGAAACUUCCUGUUUCCAUCUCCGCUGUCUUGAUUUUUUUUAUAUACGGUAUGACUAUACUCGUAUAAAAACUGUGGAUGCGAAUGUGGUUAGUGAUGUCAUUUAAAUUAUGUUUUUUUUUAAAAACCAUUUGAUUUCACCCCAAAAAUUUAUGUCAUAAAGGGCACAUGUUCAACUUCAUUAAAAAAAAUAUGACUAUAUAGUCGUGCCUCUCUUCAGCUUGAAAAGAAAUCACUACCUGACCGAUAAUGUAACAUUUUUGUCGUAAUUUUUGUGGUAAUUUAAAUGCAUUUUUGUGCUGUUAAUAUGUGUCAAGUACAAUAAAAAUACA
This is a messenger RNA of Oncorhynchus nerka (sockeye salmon), 7983 nucleotides long. It is a transcript of the gene rasgrf2b, whose product is annotated as Ras protein-specific guanine nucleotide-releasing factor 2b. Gene Ontology annotation, molecular function: protein binding; guanyl-nucleotide exchange factor activity. Gene Ontology annotation, cellular component: plasma membrane. The record is from RefSeq and is a predicted model, not a curated record. Gene Ontology annotation, biological process: positive regulation of GTPase activity; Ras protein signal transduction. Lineage: Eukaryota; Metazoa; Chordata; Actinopteri; Salmoniformes; Salmonidae.